AUGAAUACAGUGGCUUCAGAAUACUCAUCAGAAGUGCAAAGCACGCCAAUUGAACACAGCUUUAAUCCUUAUUCAGAUAAUGGUGGUACUAUUUUAGGUAUUGCAGGUGAAGAUUUUGCAGUCUUAGCAGGUGACACUAGACAUACUACUGACUACAGUAUCAAUUCACGUUAUGAACCAAAAGUGUUCGACGUAGGAGAUAAUAUUGUAAUGUCAGCCAAUGGGUUUGCCGCGGAUGGUGAAGCUCUAUUGAAAAGAUUUAAGAACAGUCUCAAAUGGUACCAUUUUGAUAAUAAUGAAAAGACUUUAUCAAUGAGCGCUGCUGCUAGAAACAUUCAACAACUAUUAUAUGGGAAGAGAUUUUUCCCUUACUAUGUGCAUACUAUUAUUGCUGGUUUAGAUCAAGAUGGGAAAGGUACAGUAUAUUCAUUUGACCCAGUUGGUUCGUACGAAAGAGAACAGUGUAGAGCAGGUGGUGCUGCAGCCUCGUUAAUUAUGCCAUUUUUGGAUAAUCAAGUCAAUUUUAAGAAUCAAUAUGUUCCAGGAACAGAUGGGAAAGAAAAGAGACAUAUUAAAUUUUUAACUGUCGAAGAAGUUAUUAGAUUAGUUAGAGAUGCAUUCACAUCAGCUACCGAGAGACAUAUACAUGUAGGUGAUGGGUUAGAGAUUUUAAUUGUGACAAAAGAUGGUGUAAGGAAGGAAUAUUUCGACUUGAAGAGAGAUUGA
This is a messenger RNA of Maudiozyma barnettii, 726 nucleotides long. RefSeq names its product proteasome core particle subunit beta 6 (gene PRE7). NCBI's taxonomy places the organism in Eukaryota, Fungi, Ascomycota, Saccharomycetes, Saccharomycetales, Saccharomycetaceae. The coding region runs from base 1 to 726 and encodes 241 amino acids. The transcript has a single exon. Gene Ontology annotation, cellular component: proteasome core complex. The record is from RefSeq and is a predicted model, not a curated record.